Gallus gallus (chicken) is the source of this 4272-nucleotide messenger RNA. It is a transcript of the gene RGS7BP, whose product is annotated as regulator of G-protein signaling 7 binding protein. The transcript has 6 exons. NCBI's taxonomy places the organism in Eukaryota, Metazoa, Chordata, Aves, Galliformes, Phasianidae. Bases 38 to 805 code for a protein of 255 amino acids. Gene Ontology annotation, cellular component: nucleus; postsynapse; neuron projection. The record is from RefSeq and is a predicted model, not a curated record. Gene Ontology annotation, biological process: G protein-coupled receptor signaling pathway.
GGCGGCGGCGGCGGCUCCGCGCGGCGGAUGCGCGUGCAUGAGCUCUGCACCGAGCGGGCGCAGGAAGCGCCCCCGCCCCGCCGCCUCCAUAUUCCCGGGCAGCGGGACCUCGCCGCGCGGCCGCGAAGGGGAGCGGCGGGGCAGCGGUUCCGAGGGCGCUUCCCAGAACCAGCGGGCCCUGGACGACUGCAAGACGCUCGUCCAGGAUUUCAAUACCCAGGUGGCCCUGUACCGGGAGCUGGUGAUUUCCAUUGGGGAUGUCUCUGUCACCUGCCCAUCUCUGCAUGCAGAAAUGCACAAAACCCGGACCCGGGGAUGUGAGAUGGCCUAUCAGGCUCACCAGAAGCUAGCGGCAAUUUCCGGCCCAGAAGAUGGUGAGAUUCAUCCUGAAAUCUGUAGACUAUAUAUCCAGUUGCAGUGUUGCUUAGAAAUGUACACAACAGAAAUGCUCAAGUCCAUAUGUCUGCUAGGAUCCCUUCAGUUUCAUCGGAAAGGAAAAGAGCCUUGUGCCCCACCCAAGAUCCUGGAUACUAAAGUGGAGGAGAGCUCCGAAGUACCUAUCUUAGAAGACACAUUGUCAUCACCUACAGAUAUUCAGCAGCAUUUAUGGCAGGUUUCCACAGACAUUGAAAACACUGAGAGAGAUAUGAGAGAAAUGAAAAACCUUUUAAGUAAACUCAGGGAGACUAUGCCUUUACCACUGAAAAAUCAAGAUGAUAGCAGCCUCCUAAACUUGACCCCCUACCCAUUAGUAAGAAGACGUAAGCGAAGAUUCUUUGGACUGUGUUGUCUUGUCUCAAGUUAAAAGAUUAAAUACAGAAACACCAAGAAAAUCAAACAUUGGUUAAACCACCAUCAUUUCACCUCUGAAAAGAACAUUACUACUCUUCAUUAUAAAGUAUAUUUUCUGUGCUGGCCUAUUCUUCUUCUCAGCUGCUCUAUCCCCCUUUUCAACAUAAGAGUUUUAAAGCUUAAAGUUACAGUGGCCAAGAACCAGCUGCAGAAUAGAUCUAGCAUAACUAAGAGUGUUUUUAAAACGUCUAAAAGUAUGUUUUGCAUGCUUACUUUCAACCACUCGGAGAAAAGACAUAUGGAAGACAUAUUGCCAUAAGGUUAAUGGAUUAUUUUUAAGUUGUUUUUUUUCACUGUUUAAACUACAGCUGAAAGUUUGUGCAUAGUACAGUAUUCUUAUUAGUAUCCUAUUGAAAUUCUUGAUCAUAUUCUAACAGUCUUUAAGCAUAGAAAAAUGUUUAACAGCAAAAGUAUUGAAGUUCUAAAAUAUUUAAACACUAUCAUAAUAGAAUGUGCACAAAAUCUCCAGUUGCUUUUUGUGCUCUUAUUCAUACUUUGUCUUCCGCUAUAUCUCAAUUUAAAAGCUUCGUAGAAAAACAUCUUAAUUUACCCAAAGCUAUAUCAAAAUAUUUAGAACUUGUAAAUACAGAGAAAUCAUUCAACCUAUAUACUGUACAAUACAUAGAAGUAAGGCAUUUCCUUCUAAGCCAAUACUAUCUCUGAAAGCUUUUGAAAAAAAAUAAUAAUUUACUGAAGUGUAGCAAAAUAAACAACGUAAAACACAACACCAACCCAUUUUGUUUCCAAUAGAAUUCAAAGCAUGGUAUCUGCAUAUCACUAAGUAUUAACUCCUAUAGGGCAUGCCAGAAUUAUCUCAGACUGUAAGAUACUAAACGUUUUACAUUGUUAAUAAAGUUUUUUAUUUAAAUUGAAUGACUUGUUUCUAGCGAUAUUUCCAGAACAUAUGGGGAUUUUUUGUAAUUUUACUGUAAAAAAAACUACCAAGUUUUGGUAAUUUUUCCAUUUCAAGAUGUAUGUUUACAAAGAGACAGAAAAUUACAAUUAAUAUAUAAGUGCUGAAAUGACUGCUAGUAGAAGCAAUAUAUAUGAAUAUGCCAGAGUUGUACUGAUACUUCAGGAUGAUAGGUGAGACACCAGAACUAAAUUUGCACUAGACAAUAACACUACAAGCCCCGUGACCAUCUGUAACUACAGUACCGAGCACGAAACUACUCUACCAUGAGCCAGCAUGUUAAUAGGAGCAAAAGUCCUUCUUGCUGCAUAAGGGUUUAGUGGUCUGUAGGGAAGAAAUGUUCCCUAGUCACAGGAAACGCCUCUGGAGUUAGGUACUGUGUUUUUUUGCUGGUAAGAUACUUCCAGAAGCAGUUUUCUACAGAAGGCUGUUCACUGAACAUGUGGCACCAACUGAAUAUGUUUCAUCUAACUGAUUUUUCUACCAGAUUUUUGUCUUGAAAUGCUAUUUACUGAGAAAGGAAGGAAACACACACCUUGACAGCAGUGUUAGAGAACUGCAUGGCCCAAAACCUGAGAUCUAAUUUAAUUCCAAGAAGGCAGGAAUUUUUCUUUGUGAAUAAGUGAUCCAGUCAGUCAUACCAUUUCAAAUUUAGGAAGUUGUGUAACUGACUUUAUAAUGUUUCUCUCAAAGUUUACCUUUCUUUUCAAGCAGACAUAGCAGACAGAUGUUUUUUUUUCCAAGUUGUAGUCAUCUGCUCACUUUUCAGUCUUUCAGCCCUUCAGAUUGCUCCAAAAGUAAUGCCUCCUAUUUAUUUCCAUGGAAACAAUAACAGCUACAAAGAGUACAAUAGCAGUGUGUAAUGGAACAAAUUCUCAGCUACAAGACACUUUUUCAUCACAGUCACCACUGUUAGCUGCGUAUUUUUGCCUGUGAUUAACAAGAGCCUGCAUGUCAUACUAGUGAAAAUACGCACAGGCAAAACUGACCCACUGUUUCACAGCUAUGACAGCAUUGUUGCCAGGAAAAUGUUGCCACACAGUCCGUAUUUCAUUGGCCCAACCAGAAGAAAGUCAGAAGGCACCAAAUCCGGACUAUACAGUGGAUGUGGUAGGACAGUCUAGCCAAGACUGGCAACAUGCUCGACUUGGUCUUCACACUGGAAUGGGGCCUGGUGUUACAGUAUUGUGAGAGGAAGACUGUCUUCUCCCACCUAGCUCUGGAAGUUCAAGCCUUCAGCUCAGUCAGCAUCGUGAUGCGGUAGUCAGUGUUGAUGGUUUGCCCGGGUUCCAGGAAAUCCAGAAGGAUCACACCUUUCCUAUCUCAAAAGACAGUGCACAUCGCUUUACCUGAUGAAGGCUGCGUCUUGAACUUUUUUCUUCUUUGGGGAAUGCACGUGUCGCCACUCCAUGGACCGCUGACUCAUAGUGGUGACACCAUAUCUCAUCACCAGCAAUGACGCAAUCCAGAAAACUGUCAUCUUCAGCCUCAUAUUGGUUCAGUAUGUUCUGACAAACUUGCAUAUGAUGCUAUUUCUGUUCCUGUGUGAGCAUUUAUGGGACCCACCUGGCACAAAUUUUGCAAUGUUCCAAAAUUGCCAUCAUUUUUUCCAAUGCCUUGAAGCCAAUAUUAAGCUCCAUACACAGCUCCCUGGUUGCAAUCUGCUCCAGGAUCCAAAUAGAUAUUCCUUUUCUGGUGUGAGAGGUGUGCAUGACAUCUGGAAUGUGGCUUGUCUUUCAUGUCACUGCCACCACUGCUGCAACACACUACCCGCUGCCUCACUGUACUCACAUUUAGUUUUGUCUCCAUAAAUGUUCAGCAAGCAUCAGUAAAUGUCAGUGAGUGCCUUUUUUUCCACGUAGCAGAAUUCAGUGUCACACGUUUGUUUCUACACACUUCCAUGUCAGACUCUGCUUUGUCAGAGUGCCCCUCUGCUGCCAUCUGUCACACGGCAACAACACGAAAUGGAAUAUUGUCAGAAGGGUUCAACCUCUGCUGCCAUACCACCAACAUCCACCUCUGAUAUCAUGGGCCAACAUAACAAAAUAGGAGGCAUUACUUACAGAGCAGCCCUUGUGUAUUUUUGAAUAAUUAACCCCACAUAAACGCUUUUGAUGCAAUGAGGACAAAUGCAUCUAAAAUGCCCUCAUAGAAAUUGUGUUUCUAUAAGCAAAAUGAAUUCCAUCAGAGGAAUGCAUGCCUACAUACUCUUAAGAGCGUAUAGCUGAAAGCACAAUAACAUUAUGUAAAUAGCACAGAGGAAGGUAACUGCAGUGUAUUUUAUGAUUUCAUGUCUCAGUCUAUUCUUCAGAGUAUACCGCAUUUAUCUUCAGAAUAGCUGUAUGCAGUCACAAAAGUGUGUGCUUGUGAGCAUGAAUGUGUAUUUAAGAAGCAUGGAAUCAAAAUGCAUAGAAAGAUUAUUUUCAAAAUCUGUUUGUUUUCCUCACAGCAAUGUCCUCAUUAACCAGAUUCUGCUUUUCUGUAAUAAAUAAAGAAUGUCCAAGAGA